This is a messenger RNA of Echinococcus granulosus, 1329 nucleotides long. RefSeq names its product laminin gamma-3 chain. The transcript has 8 exons. Gene Ontology annotation, molecular function: Notch binding. The record is from RefSeq and is a predicted model, not a curated record. The coding region runs from base 1 to 1329 and encodes 442 amino acids. NCBI's taxonomy places the organism in Eukaryota, Metazoa, Platyhelminthes, Cestoda, Cyclophyllidea, Taeniidae.
AUGACUGGUUACUGCAAACUUCUUGUCUUGAUUUUGGUUUUACAACACGUUUUUGGUACAGAUGAUGAUGAUGUGGCACUUACCAUGGAAAUUGCAAUCGAAAGUCUCAACGGACGGAAAAAAGCAGAAUUAAUUCCACAUAUUACUAGUGAGAAGAAUUGUUUGUCUGGAGACGCCUGUCAAAACGGUGGAAUAUGCAGAAAUGCAGCAGUUCAAUCUGAUGGAACCAUUAUCAGAGGAGCUUGCGUUUGCCCGUUGGGUUACUUUGGGCCUCUGUGUACUAAAAAAGUCCAGCAAUCACGGUUUCCCGAACUCUUAGAUGGAGGGUUCCUCGUUUUUAACGGCCACCUUCUUCCUAAAGAAGGACCAUUUUCAGUUCGAAUGCAAAUUAAACCCUACAUUUUUCGGCCUCACACAUUAAUUUUUUUCCACAAUUCCUCCACACGUAAGCAGGCCUUUUACCUGGAGUUGAACAAUCAACUCAUUCAAUUGAGGGUCUACAACAAAUCUAAGGCGGGUCAUUUCUACCUCUCUCGAUUGCUUCAGCACUCACUCAAACUGCAAAAUGCCAAUGCAGAUUUUUUUGACAUUGCUUUUAGAUUGAUAACACCAGACCAGUUUCGCCUCUCUGUCAAUCAGCAUGAAGUUCAUAGUCACAUUGAAGAUAUUCCACCUGAAAGUAAAACUGAUCAUUCAAUGGGGUCAUUUAGCAAUGAACAUGAAAUCUAUAUCGGUGGCCACUUGACUCUGACUCUUGGUAACCCCUUUCCAAUAGUUUCUGCAGCAGAAAAUAGUUUAAUCGGCUGUGUGGGCGAUGUCAACAUUAAUGGACACCUCUGUGACCCACGACAAAGCUCAUUUGUCGGAGAUGCGACAGGAGGAUUUGGAGUCGUGGACUGUGCAAGGAAUGUUUGCACCCAACACGCAUGCGAAGGCAGUUCCUUUUGUAAACCGGUCUCUUCUACAGAAUACGCUUGUCAGUGUCCAAUCGGUACACGUCCACCAUGGUGUAAACAGGGUUGGUUCAUUCACUUUUCUCUUAUCUGCAACCAACUAAUAAUAAAUGGACUGCGAGUGGACCUAGUAGAAGACUUUAUUGAAUUUGUAAAUAUUGUGAACUGCGAAAUGCACGAAUGUGCUCAGCGAUUUCCACCUUGUGGUUUCAAUGGAAAGUGUAUUGCUCUAUCUCACACUUGGAAAUGCAUUUGUAAGGCUGGUCUCGGAGGCCCAAAAUGUGAAAAAAACUUAUUAAGAGCGUUCAACUCACGAAUUGCCUUCGAUGCAUACAGUUUCCUUGCGAUUGAGCAGCCCAAGUCAAUUUUACCGUAA